This is a messenger RNA of Clonostachys rhizophaga, 413 nucleotides long. NCBI's taxonomy places the organism in Eukaryota, Fungi, Ascomycota, Sordariomycetes, Hypocreales, Bionectriaceae. The record is from the annotation of a GenBank genome assembly.
AUGCCCAAACAUUCAAGCGCAGCGGCUACAUCUGGUGCUGCUAGCCCAAGUCGGACAAAACCAGAAUCAGUCACCACAUCAGGAUCCAGCGUAGACAGCCUGGCUCAAGACCAACUACCUGUCCCCUCCGCCAUGGUAGAGGUACGGCGCCCAUGGGGUCUUCAACCCACUCCUCGACAACCUGGUGUGCCUGGUACCGGUAAUACUAUGGUAGCGGAUCAGAAUAGUGGCAGCGAGAUGCUCAAUGCGUGGCUCGUCCAAGACGCGGCCGAGGACCCAUUCCAUGCCAUUGCCGCGCUUGCAGUCGGCACAGGGACGGCUACAAUAAGCAAGUCGACGGAAGUUCUUCAGAUAAUUGACAGUCUAUUCGUAAAUCGGGCGGAGCAGGAAGGAACCGUUGCAACAUGUGGUAG